UUCCUGUGACGAGCUUACCGCAGCUUCAGGUUUCAACACUUGCAGGAUCUUCGCUGCUGCCGCUGCCGAGCUGUGUCUAAGACAGCCAGGCAGCAGCUUUUCUGGUCACUUUGAAAGCUGUCCUCCUUUUCGGCUUUUUGGACUUCCGAGAAGCGCCGAAGAAAUGCCUUUACUGUCGAGGAUUUAGCGAGUUUGUGUUGUUGAAUACUUGAAGCCACCUGAACUGAACUGAACCGUUGACUUGUCACCAUGAGAAGCAGGAGCAACUCGGGCGUUAAACUGGACAACUAUGCCCGGAUGGUGCACCAAACUAUCCUGACGCACCAAGAUCCAGUAACGGGUCUUCUGCCCGGCAGCGCAGAUGAGCCGCACUCCUGGGUCAGAGACAAUGUUUACAGCAUCCUGUCUGUGUGGGCCCUCAGUCUGGCCUACAGGAAGAACGCUGACAGGGACGAAGACAAGGCCAAGGCCUACGAACUGGAGCAGAGUGUGGUGAAGCUAAUGAGAGGUAUCCUCCAGUGCAUAAUGAGGCAGCUGGAUAAGGUGGAGAAGUUCAAAUACAGCAGAAGUACCUCAGACUCGCUCCAUGCCAAGUACAACACCAGGACCUGUGCUCCUGUUGUUGGAGACGACCAAUGGGGUCACCUGCAGGUCGACGCCACCUCACUCUUCCUGUUCUUCCUUGCUCAGAUGACUGCAUCUGGUCUCCAUAUCGUUUACACCCAAGAUGAAGUGGACGUAGUUCAGAAUCUCAUGUUCUACAUUGAGGCGGCUUACAAAGUGGCUGAUUAUGGGAUGUGGGAAAGGGGAGACAAAACCAACCAGGGCAUCACUGAGAUUAACGCCAGCUCUAUAGGCAUGGCAAAGGCAGCUCUGGAGGCUUUGGACGACCUCAACCUGUUUGGAGCAAAAGGAGGACCUGGAUCUGUGGUCCACGCUUUGGCUGAUGACAUACAGCACUGCCAGUCCAUCCUGACGUCGAUGUUACCCAGAGCGUCCAUCUCUAAAGAGGUGGAUGCCGGAGUCCUGUCUAUCAUCUCGUACCCUGCCUUCGCUGUGGAGGACAUGAGCAUAGUCAACAUGACCAAGGAGGAGAUCAUCUCUAAACUGCAGGGUCGAUACGGCUGCUGCAGGUUUCUCAGAGACGGACACAAAACGCCUAAAGAGGAUCCAAACCGUCUGUAUUACGAGUCUGCAGAACUGAAGCUGUUUGAAAACAUCGAGUGUGAGUGGCCGCUGUUCUGGACCUACCUCAUACUGGACGGCAUUUUUAUCAACAGCCCUGAACAGGUGCAAGAAUACCAGGAGGCUCUGGAGGGCAUCAUGAUCAAGCAGAAAGACGGGAUACGACUGCUGCCAGAGCUCUACAGUGUCCCCCCAGAUAAGGUGGAGGAGGAGUAUAUGAGCCCUCACUCUGUGGAGAGGAUCCCGAUGGGUAAAUGUCCUCUGAAAUGGGGACAGUCUCUGUACAUCCUGGGAAACCUUUUGACUGAGGGAUUUCUCGCCCCCGGAGAGAUCGACCCUCUUAACCGACGUUUCUCCACCAUCCCCAAGCCUGAUGUGGUCGUGCAGGUGUCAAUUCUGGCAGAGACUGAGGAGAUUAAAGAGCUGCUGUUAAAGAACGGUGUAGAUGUGGAGACUGUUGCUGACAUCCAUCCCAUCCACGUGCAGCCCUCCAGAGUCCUUAGCCACAUCUACGCCAGACUUGGUCGUAACCCGAGGCUGGGUCUGACGGGACGACCCUACAGGAGAAUAGGAGUGCUGGGAACCUCCAAAUUCUACAUCAUCAGAAACACCAGGUUCUCGUUCACACCUCAGUUCAUCGACCACCAGCAGUUCUACUUGGCGUUGGACAACAAAAUGAUCGUGGAGAUGUUGAGGACAGAAAUCGCCUACCUCUCAUCCAGAUGGAGGAUGACCGGACGCCCCACCGUCACUUUUCCCAUUUCACAGACUAUGUUGACUGAAGACCACACAAACCUGGACCCUGCAGUCUUGGCUACACUGAAGAAGCUACAGGAUGGAUAUUAUGGAGGAGCGAGGAUCCAGACGGGGAAGCUGUCGGAGUUCUUGACCACUUCCUGUUUCGCUCAUCUGAGCUUCCUGGACGGUAAGGGUUCUGGCAGCAUGAGCCGCCACGACGAAGAGUAUGAUGAUGAUGCGGGUGACGGCGAUGGAUACCAGCAUGAGUUACAUUAUGAUGAUGAGGCUGAUGACCUCGCCCAGUACCUGGACCACCUGCUGGCUCACGCUGCCCCCAAGAAGCCCAAACGGCAGGUCGGAGGUCUGGGUAGGUUCAAGGCCGUGGCCACCAAAACCAAGGACAUGGUGUCUCUGAUGAACAAAGCUCAGGACCUCGACGUACACAAUGUCAACAUGUACCUGCCGAACAAGCUGUUUCGCUCUCCUCAGCCUUCCCUCAACCUGAACCUCCCAGAAGCCUCGCCUGUACCUCCAGAAACUCCGGACCCAGAGGUGUCGGUCACAACAGAGAGCGUUAUCCCCAGAGAUGCCAGCGGAGCCAUCGACUACAACGCUUUGGUCCAGCUGCUAAAAAACACACAAAGUCUCCAGGACCAGGCUGAUAUACUCUACAUCCUCUUCAAAGACAAGGGUAUGGACUGGGACACUCAUCUGCACGGUAAAGGCUUCACGGUGAGAUCUCUGCUGAGUGACCUUUAUGAGAAGGCAGGUGAACUCAAACACUGGAGCCUCAUCAGGAUGAUCUCUGGCAUGCUGAGGAAGAAGGUGGAGGAGCUCGAUUCGGCCUGCUCGGAUUUGCUGGCGCAUCAGAAGCACCUGACUGUGGGUCUACCUCCUGAGCCGAGAGAGAAAACCAUCACUGCUCCCAUACCUCCAGACCAGCUGGCUGCGCUCAUCGACGAGGCCAGCGACAACAACAUCAGCGUGGCCAUACUCACUCAGGAGAUCAUGGUGUACCUGGCUAUGAGCAUCAGGACUCAGCCCUGCCUCUUCAGUGAGAUGUUCAGGCUCCGUAUUGGUCUCAUCAUCCAGGUCAUGGCCACCGAACUGGCCCAGUCACUCAACUGCUCAGGAGAGGAGGCUACAGAGAGUCUGAUGAGUCUCAGUCCAUCAGAACUGAAGAAUCUCCUCCACCACAUCCUCAGUGGGAAAGAGUUUGGAGUGCAGCGCAGCGUUAGAGAGAUGGAUGCCGGCGUCAGUCCGGCCAUCUCCAUCCAUCACCUGGGCAACGUGGGCGCCACCAAGAGCGAGAGAGCCGGCAUCAGCAAACUGAAGAGCGAAAUGAAGAUGCUGGAACACAGGUUGUCUUUGACGGAUCCGAGUAAGGCGGAGCACAGGUUGUCCUUGACGGAUCCAUUUAAGAUGGACCACAGGGUGUCUUUGACUGACUCAGUUAAGCUUGACCAGUCACUGACGUCCGUUCACAAGAGCAUGCGAUCUCAGUCUCUGGACAUAGAAAACUUUGAAUCUGGGAGGUACAGGCUGCCGUCCAUUGAGUCUCUGGACAUUCCGGAGUGCAUUCCGGUUUCCAAGGAUACCAGACACGGCCAAUGGCUGCGCAGGAGGCGUCUGGACGGAGCGCUGAACCGAGUCCCUGUCGGCUUCUACCAGAAAGUCUGGAAGAUCCUGCAGAAGUGCCACGGUUUGUCCAUAGAAGGGUUUGUCCUUCCUUCUUCAACCACCAGAGAGAUGACACCGGGAGAGAUCAAAUUCUCCGUCCACGUGGAGACUGUUUUGAACCGCGUCCCUCAGCCUGAGUACCGACAGCUGCUGGUGGAGGCCAUCCUGGUGCUCACCAUGCUCGCCGACGUGGAGAUCCCGAGCAUCGGCUCCAUCAUCCACGUGGAGAAGAUCGUCCACAUCGCCAACGACAUGUUCUACAAGGAUCAGAGGGACCUGGGAGCAGAGGAGCAAAUCCUGGAGAGAGACCCGUCCACCGGAGUGUGCAGGCUGCUGUACGACAGCGCCCCCAGUGGCCGCUUCGGGAGCAUGACCUACCUCACCAAGGCCGUGGCGGUGUACGUGCAGGACUUCCUGCCCAGCGGGUCGUGCGCGGUGCAGUGAGAGGACGCCACAAGGAAGGAGGCCGACCCAUGAAACCAGAGCAGGGGUGAAACCACUCAGUAGAAAAUGAAAACAAGUUAAAGCUAAGAUUUGCAACAUUUUUCACAUUAAAAUAACUAUAUUGUCACUAUGUGUGUUAGUGUAGCGUUAAACAGGAUCAGUGAUAGAAACAAGUGAAGCUGGAGCUGAGAGACACAUGUUACAGUAUUAUUUAUGUGAAAAGAUCUGAUCAAACUUUAACAACAGACUCACAUGAAUUAUGAUAUGUGUCUAAAUAAUUAAAGCUUUUUUUUUAGAUGAAAACUUUGUGUGUUGAAGGGGAAUCGACCUCAGUGCUCAGUCCUCAGUGUUUCGGCGUCCCGGUUUCCAUGGCAACCUCCACUUCGCCUGUACACAUACUGUAUCACCAGACUGUAGCAGCCCUUGAGCCUAUUUGUGCCUAUUAAAGAUGCAAAUCUUUAAAAACCGGUCACACAUAUUUACAAAAAAUUUUUUAAAACACUGCAGGCACUGUAGUUUUCAACAGACGUUACUCAAACAGUAAAUAGUACAUUUGUUGGGGACUAUUUUCUCUUGCAUUAAUACACAUCUGGUGCUCUACUGAGUAUUUACAGGAUGGUGACUCAACAUGAACUACAGAGCCCAUGUUCAUCGUAAUGAAGGAACAUGUCUCCCAGUGCAACAGUGUGGCUCAUUAAUGUGUUUUUUAAUAGUUUUUGAACAACAAUGGAGCUCUGUGGCACAGAGGAAUAAGAUAUAUUUGGAUACACAGACAAUACUGGUCUUUUUAUGGGAUUUGUUGACAAUAAGAAAAAUAUAGAAUAUCAAAAGACUUAUCUUUAAAGUGACGAAGAUUAGUUUCUGUCCUCUACUUAUACAUGUCUGAUGUAAGAACUUUUUUUUAUGGGAAAAGAGUUGAAUGUAUUAAUUUGAUCAGUGGAAAUGAUUUGACCCUCAUAAAGCAAUUCAGCUAAGUAACCUCUGACUAAGAUGAACUUUCAGCCAGAAAACACACAGUUUUCAUACUUUUUUCACACCAAAUCUCAUUCUGAGUUCAUCUAUAACUUCGGAGACCAAUCAAAACAAUUCUUCUAAUUGAUCCUAAUUUAUUACGUCACAUAUGCUUUGCAUUGCAGCUCACCAACUAAAACUCAUGUCACUUUACCUCCAAUCCUACAUGCUGUAUGAUGUAUAAAAUAAUGACAAAUAUUAGAUAAUCUACUAUUUAUUUUGUAGCUGAUAAUUAAAGGAAGCUAAAAUAGAUGCCAGAUGUGUCUUAAAGAGGACAUGGGUCUGUUUGGGAGAUUUCUUCAAUGCCUUAACAUUGUUGCACUUAAAAUGAUGUGUGCAAGUGAAACUACAGGAGUGCUGUUUUAUUUUUAACUAUGCAAAAAUAGCAGAUUGUGUAGUAAUUAAAACCACCUUAUUUUUUAACACGUGAAGAACUUCUAAUGUGUUGAUUUGUUAGAAAUAAAAGCUUUUUCAGCAUGCAGUGUACUUAGUUAUUUUUGAAUGCAGUGAUUUCCAAGUCAAGUUAACAAGUGCCAUUCAGGUUAAGGGAAAUGCCUUAAUUUACUAAACUAAACUGUAAUUUAGUUUGAGUUAUUUUAGUAUAAUUGCAGUAAAACGUUUGGCCACGUACUCACAACAUUUUUAUGGACACAUUUCACCUUUAAGUGUUUUAAGGAUUCAGUGUCUAGUACAUAAAAGAUGUUACAGAGAAUAAAUUGAAGGUAAUUCAAUAACAAACAUGUUUGAACUUGAGGUACUGGUGUGAAACGUGUGAUGCCUCUCGGUUAAUUGCACAAUAACCAAACCGACUGAUACAUGAGUUACUUUGUGUUAUUAGAAGAUGUGAGCGCCACACUCCAUGUGAACUACAAACAAUCAUGGCAGAAUGAGAGUGAGUCACUUCUUGACAUAAUAUUAAAGUCUGAAAACAGUAUCCACUGAACAACGAUUAACUGCUGGAUGUUUUUGUUGUUUUGAAACUAAUUCUGUAAUAAAACUGAGAAAAUA
Molecule: messenger RNA, 6066 nt
Organism: Siniperca chuatsi (mandarin fish)
Lineage: Eukaryota; Metazoa; Chordata; Actinopteri; Centrarchiformes; Sinipercidae
Gene: phka1a
Product: phosphorylase kinase, alpha 1a (muscle)
Exons: 35
Coding region: 250-4047 (1265 amino acids)
Biological process (GO): glycogen metabolic process
Cellular component (GO): phosphorylase kinase complex
Molecular function (GO): calmodulin binding
Source: RefSeq, a predicted model, not a curated record